CAGCCGACUCGGCCUCACCAAACCAACCCAUGAGCUCUCCACCGGCUCUCCUCUCUUCGCCAGCGGCGCAGCAGCUGCCGCCGUGGCGCCCUCACCGCCGCCGUCUCGUCCCCCGACCAGCCUGCGCUUGGAGGUCAUCCCUCAUCCUAGCGCAUCGCUCCGGGGCGCCCUACCGUCCGCAGCCGCAGCCGCGCCUCGUGCCUGCGCAGUCGCAUCCUCCUCCCCCGCUCCCCGCCGCUGGCGCCGUCCGGAGGGACGCGGAGACGGGGCUCGCCCUGCUUCUCGUCGUUCUCGCUGCGGUGAUGAGCUGCUUUCUGUCAUUGACGAUCUUAUCGUUUACAGCAUGCAGAGCUCUGCAUAAAUUGGAAACAGCAGCAAAUAAGUUAGCAAAAGUAGUGGCAGAAGAGGCACCUGGAACUCUGUCUUCACUAAAGCUAUCCUUCUUGGAGAUAAAUGAUUUAACUAGCCAACUAAAGAACCUUAGGAAGAGGCUCACAAUAAGUAGAUUUUGGAGCUACCGGACUGGAUAGCCAAAAUAUGGGAAUACAUGAAUAAUUCUUCAAGUGAGAUGUCAGUCCUGAGCUUAUUAUUCAUCCUAAAAUUCCUGAUCAAAUGAUACAUGCUUCUGACAGUAGCAUAAACAUGAACAAUUGAACAUCAUAAGCCUGUUGGAUGUUCCUUCAAAAAAAAAAACUGUUGGCUGUUGCAGUACCCAGUACCUUCUGUUUGGCAAAUAUGCUACGAUACAAGUAACAAAUUGUACUCUGAACCCGAAACUUUCCACAAAGGGCAGACUUUGUUGAUUA
Panicum hallii is the source of this 806-nucleotide messenger RNA. RefSeq lists its product as uncharacterized. The record is from RefSeq and is a predicted model, not a curated record. Lineage: Eukaryota; Viridiplantae; Streptophyta; Magnoliopsida; Poales; Poaceae. The coding region runs from base 30 to 530 and encodes 166 amino acids. The transcript has 4 exons.